This is a messenger RNA of Misgurnus anguillicaudatus (oriental weatherfish), 2374 nucleotides long. Lineage: Eukaryota; Metazoa; Chordata; Actinopteri; Cypriniformes; Cobitidae. The record is from RefSeq and is a predicted model, not a curated record.
CCACAAGAGUCAUGCAAAAUGUAAUAAAGAACUUCAAUAUUUAAUAACUACCUGGACAAUAAAAAUAGCAAUUAAUACAUUUGUUUAAAAAUUCAUUUAUUAAUCUAUAAAUAAAUAGACAAAGUUACAAAAAAAAUCAUUAUGUAACAUUUUAUUAGGCAAUAAAAAGUGAGAUUAUAAAAAUAAUGUAGAAAUGAAAUAUUAAUACAUUAAUAAAUAGUUCAAAUUAAUAUAACAAUUUACAAAAACAACAUAAAACACUCAAUAAGUUCAUCAUUUUAAAUUGCAUUUACAAAUUCUUAAUUAAAUAAUGGAAUUUCAAAAUGUAUUUCAAAAAGCGAUUUAAAAAGAGAAAUAAAUAACUGGAUUUAUAAAUUGAACUACAAAUACAGGUUUAAAUUAGGCAUUUAAAAGGGCAUUUCCGUUUAACAUUUCUGUUUUCAUUUUCCCGAUGGUUCUCCUUAUUCUUUUCGCUACUCGAUUUGCUUUUCGUUUUAGUCUCUCUAUUUAGCUUUUCCGUGACUCUUUGGGUCCUUGCAAAUGGUCAAAUGAGAAAUGCAAAUUAACUAUGGCCAGGUGGAUGUAACAAGCUCGCUGAUUGGCUCUGAUUGUACGUCAUGCGUAGAUUGAUCUCGGAUGAGGACCUGAGAAAGACGGUAACUUAAAAUGGAGGAAACGUGGACCAACACUAUAAAUGCUGUAAUUUCUUUGGCUAACUAUGUGGAGAGUAACAUGAAUGAUCUAGUGAACUAUGACUAUGCGUUGACGACAUUGCUUAAUCUUAGAAGAAACCUGGAAGCAUCCAGUCGGCAUGUUGAGGACACGGUAUGGACUAAGUUUAAUGAAGUGGAGCGUUUAAUUCGCAUUGGUAAUGUCUCAGAGUUUCAGCCCAGUAUUGACAUACCACAAGACCAACUACAUAUGCAAAUCUCACUUGGCAUCCCUCGCAGUGAGAUGGCAAAACGUUUUGGUGUGUCUUUGAAAACACUUAAUCGCAGGAUUACACGAUGGGGGUUAAGACGAGUGGACUUGAACAAAAGUGUUAGUGACGCUGAGUUAGACGUGAUCGUGUCUGACAUUCAUCGCAAUUUCCCCAGCGCUGGCUACAAGAUGAUACUAGGUCACUUGAGGUCAAAGCAACUUUUUGUCAAACGGAGCCGUGUACUGGCAUCGUUAAGGCGAGUAGACGCUGAAGGAGUUCUGAUGCGUAGGCUCUCACUACGCACCGUUAGACGAAGAGUGUACUCUGUACCAGCUCCCAAUAGCCUGUGGCAUGUUGACGGGAAUCAUAAGCUUAUAAGAUGGAGAAUAGUUGUGCAUGGUGGUGUUGAUGGGUUUUCACGGCUCAUUGUUUACCUGACUGCAGCAACAAACAACAGAGCCCAAACUGUUCUGGAAAGUUUCCUGUCAGCUGUGGAGCAGUAUGGCGUCCCCUCAAGAGUCAGAUCAGAUAAGGGAGGGGAAAACGUUCUGGUGGCACACUUCAUGGUGACUAAUUGUGGAAUCAACAGGAACAGUCACAUUGCAGGAAGAAGUGUACACAAUCAAAGGAUCGAGCGACUAUGGAGAGAUGUUUUUGAAAAUGUCCUUGAUCUAUUCUACAGCACUUUCCUUCGUCUGGAAGCUGAGGGGUGGCUUAAUCCAGACAAGGAGACAGACCUCUAUGCUUUACAUAGAUGUUACAUGCCACACAUCCAGUCACAUCUGCAACAAUUUCAGAGAGCAUGGAACAACCAUUCCUUAAGAUCUGCAAGAAACCAGUCCCCUCUUCAGCUGUGGUCAAGCAAAGAAAGAGAUAGACACACACUACACAUUUCUCAGACAGAUGAUGACAACAGAUGGUGGAGAGGCCCACAACGACCUUCAGUUCAAAUUCCUGAGCUACGCCUUCCCAGAGCCCUGUCUGUGGUAGAACUUUCCACACUGCCAAAUCCAACUGUACCAUUGGCAGAGAUGCUACCAGUGUACAUUGAGACUGUACGGAUUCUUCGAGAAAUGCUGGAUCAUUAAGAACGGAUGAACAUUGACUGUAUAUAUAACUGAUGUAUCAAAUAGCAAAGACAAUUAAUUUAAUGUUUAAGGGAUAGUUUGCCCAAAAAUGAAAAUUGUGUUAUUUACUCACCCUCAUGUUGUUACAAAGCUGUACACAUUUUUGUUCUGAUGAACACAAGGGAAGAUAUUUUGAGAAAUGUUUGUGGAACCUUUUUUCUACUAUUGAAGUGAAUGGGGUUCACAAAUGGUUUGGUUACAAACAUUUCACAAAAUAUCUUCCUUCCUGUUUAUCAGAACAAAGAAAUGUAUACAUAUUUGAAGGCGAGUAAGUGACACAAUUUUCAUUUUUGGGUGAACUAUCCCUUUAACAUUAAAUUGAUUA